Molecule: messenger RNA, 3505 nt
Organism: Quercus lobata
Lineage: Eukaryota; Viridiplantae; Streptophyta; Magnoliopsida; Fagales; Fagaceae
Product: putative disease resistance protein RGA3
Exons: 4
Coding region: 1-1770 (589 amino acids)
Molecular function (GO): ADP binding
Source: RefSeq, a predicted model, not a curated record
AUGGCUUGGGCUCUUGUUUCUACCAUCGUGGACCAGCUUGGUUCACUCAUUGCUUCAGAGUUGAAGGACCGGCUUGGUUCGCUUCUUCCUUCAGAGGUUGCGUCGAUUGUAAAUGUCAAGGAAGAAGUCGAAAAGCUUGAACGCAAAUUCCACGAGAUCCAGGCAAAGCUCAACGAUGCAGAGGAAAGGCAAGUGAAGGAGGAAGCUGUGAGGCUUUGGUUAGAAAAGCUCAACAACGUAUCCUACGAGAUGGGCGACGUAUUGGAUGAGUGGAACACUGCCAAGAUCAAAGCAGACAUUGAGAAAAAAGAAGAAGCUGAAGCUAGUACUGCUAAGAGGAGGAAGGUAUUGUCCCUUGUUUCUACUUUUUUUCAGCGUCGUGAUAUUGCUCUUAAGAUAAAAGAAAUUACUGAAAAGUUAGAUGAGAUUGACAGAGAGGGAGAUAUGUACCAGUUUGCACUGACUCGUGUCAAUGAAAAAGUUAUGAGACCACUAACUGAUUCCCACGUUGAUGUGUCGAGCAUUUUCGGUCGUGAUGAGGUUAAGGGUGAUCUAGUGAACAGCCUAUUGGGCAGGGGUAAUGAAGAAGAAAGAAGCCCACAUGUCAUUUCUUUAGCGGGCAUGGGUGGUGUUGGGAAAACCACUCUUGCUCAACUAGCAUAUAAUGAUAGUGAGGUGAAUUCUGCCCAUUUUGAGAUAAAGGGGUGGGUUUGUGUUUCUAAUCCUUUCAAUAAGUUUAUGGUUGCCAAAGAAAUCAUUCAAGCAUUUGAAGACAAUGACUCCAAAAAAGGUGACUCCAACACUACUCACUGGCCAAGUCUAAUGGAUAAAAUACGUGAAUUGGUUCGGGGAAGAAAGCUAUUUCUUGUCCUUGAUGAUGUGUGGACUGAAGACUCCACAUUGUGGGAGCCAUUUAGACUUGCACUCCAAAAUGCUGCCCAAGGCAGUAGAAUUCUAGUCACUACACGUAACAAUAGAGUUGCACAAGUUAUGGGAAGUGCAAAAAUGAUCAAUUUGGAGGAAUUGUCUGAUGAUGACUGCUGGUCGAUUUUUAGUACAAUAGCAUUUUCUGACAGGGAUUCUGAGCAACGUAAGGAUUUAGAAGAGAUUGGUAGGAAAAUAUCAGACAAGUGCAAAGGCUUGCCCCUUGCUGCAAGGACUCUAGGGAGUCUCAUGCGCUUCAAGAGUCGGAAGGAACAGUGGGAGAAGGUUUUUUGUAGUAGAUUGUGGGAAUUCAAAGACGUUGAAAGAGGUCUUUUUGCACCAUUGUUACUGAGUUAUUAUGAUUUGCCCUCGCCACUGAGACGGUGUUUCUUAUAUUGUGCUCUCUUUCCAAAAGAUUAUGACUUUUCUGAUGAGGAUUUGGUAUCUAUGUGGAUGGCACAAGGUUAUAUUAAGUCGAAUGCAAGAAGUGUGGCAAGUGAUUACUUAGAAAUUUUAUUCAUUCGCUCUCUCUUCCAAGAUUUUAGGGGUGAUGUAUAUGAUGAAAAUAUUAGGGGGUUCAAGAUGCAUGAUAUAGUGCAUGAUUUGGCACAGUUCAUGGCAAAAAAUGAAUGCAUCACAAUCAAUGGUUACGAAGAGUACAGGCCAAAUCUUCAAAAUGCUCGGCAUUUGUAUUUAGAAAUUCCACAAAAUGCUCAAAUUCCCGAGUCCAUCUACAACGCAAAAAAUCUACGCACCCUCAUCGUUGUAGGUCAUGAUAGUUAUAAUGUGUCCAAGUUGUUCCAUCAUUUUAGAUGUUUACGGACAUUAAGUUUGAGCUGUCAUUAAGGUAAAUUGAAGGUUUCGGAUGAAAUAGAAGAUUUGAUGCAUUUAAGGUAUCUCAAAAUACCUACUUGGCUAGAAAACGAAUUGCCUGAAACCAUAUGUAAUCUAUGCAAUUUACAAUUUUUGAAUAUUACAAGUAAUCACUCAGCUGGGUUCAAGAAAUUACCACAGGGGAUGAGUAAACUGAUUAAUUUAAAACGUCUUAUUUUCAAAGAACCUUUGGAAUAUCUUUUUGAGUUUCCAAGAGGGACUGGGAGAUUGAGCUCUCUUACAAAAUUAGGUCAUUUCUUUGUAGGUGGCAAGGAUGAUAGCCAAAGAUGUGGACUCGGAGAAUUAAAAGAUUUGAACCACCUUCAAGGAACUCUUAAAAUAUGUAGGCUGGGGAACGUGGUAGAUGUGUGUGAGGCCAAGAAUGCAGAGCUCAAUAAAAAGAUAGGCCUCCGUGAUUUGUAUCUGUACUUUUCUGGAGAGAACGUAGAGAAUGAUGGAGGAAGAAUGGAGACUGAUGUAUCAGUUCUGAAUGCCUUAGAGCCACCUCCAGGCUUGGAGAAGUUAGAAAUUGAUUCGUACCGGGGCACCACAAUGUUCCCUAAUUGGAUGAUGUCCCUAGCCAAAUUGAAAAGGCUUUCUCUGUCAAAUUGCGAAAAUUUAGAGCGCAUACCUCCUUUGGGAAAGCUUCAGUUCCUUGAACAUUUAAUUAUAGGUGCUCACGCUUUUCCAUUCAAAAAGUUGGGUGUUGAAUUUUUGGGAAUAGAAUCUGAAAACAAGAAAGACGGCAUAAUAAAAAUAUUCCCAAAUUUGAAAACUCUCCGGUUUUUCCUUUUGCUCAAGUGGGAAGAAUGGAUUGGGAUUGAAGGACAAGAAGAGGAAGAUUGUAUUAUUAUAAUGCCCUGUCUUCAAAAGUUGCAAAUUUGGACGUGCCCAAAGUUGAAGUCCCUGCCGGAUUUCCUUUUUAAAACUUCAUUGCAGGAGUUUGAGGUGAGUGGCAGUCCGAUUCUCUGCAAACGUUACCAAAGAGGGACAGGAGAGGACUGGGCCAAGAUUUCCCAUAUCCCAAACAUCAGGAUUGAUGGAAUUGAAGUGCAAAGAGACGGUCAAGAAGUUAUUCGAUGAGAUGAUGAAGAAGAGUUUGACCAAGAAGAGCAGUCUGAGGACGAAGAAGAGGGCCAAUGAUCUUUGCGUUUCUAGGUUCACAAAGUUUAGCUACAAGUAGAGAUUUAUCAAUGUCGAUUUGUGUGUGUGUCUGUGUCGCCAAAGUUCAUUCUCGGCUUGAUUAAGUGUUGCAGAAUUCUGAUCCAGUCACAGUUUGAAGUGUUUUGUUACAUGGAAAAGUGUGAAGUACAAGCAAGAAGAAGAAACUACAUAUACAUUGGCUUUGUUCGAUUUCGAUUAUAUACUCUUCUAAUGUUGAACUCUAAACUAUGGUCCAUAUGGGUAACUGCAUUUAGCUUAAGAGGGAAAUAGUCAUGCAAAUAAAUGACAAUUUAUUUAGCACCAUAAUAAGGAAAACAGGAAGUUUUAGUGGCACCUUUGAAACUGUCUACUGCAUUCACCUUUUCAUGGUGGUUUUUAUAAUGGUAGUAUAGCUUGCAUAUUGUAUCACAUAAUGAUACAUGACAGUGAGGUAAGUACUUGAUCAGGUUUUGGUUUUUUGUGGUGACAUUAUAUUUAAUCCCAGAGAUUUAAACUUCUUAUGUUUUUCUUGAUUUGUUGAGAACUAAAGUUGUAAGCAUUAUCU